Messenger RNA from Talaromyces stipitatus ATCC 10500, 1095 nucleotides. RefSeq lists its product as uncharacterized. The transcript is spliced from 2 exons. NCBI's taxonomy places the organism in Eukaryota, Fungi, Ascomycota, Eurotiomycetes, Eurotiales, Trichocomaceae. The coding region runs from base 1 to 1095 and encodes 364 amino acids. The record is from RefSeq and is a predicted model, not a curated record.
AUGGCGCAAGGCCAUUUGAACAUCCUCACGCUGUUAUCAGCAGCAAUACUUUGUCUAUACUUACCGUCUGUCCUGGGAACACCGUUUAUCGUAACGCCCAGACGAGAAGAUGGAUUGCACCAACAGAAAGAUCAAACUGCUUUACUACAACAUGUCGGAUAUCAGGGUAAUAGCAACAAUGCGGGGAGGGAUGAUCCAUUGAAGGAUUUUAUUUCGGAUGUUGUGCAUGAUUCGGUGGUGCCUGUUGCACCUCCGGCGUCGAUACCAUUGCCGUCGCCGCCGAUGAUGUCGUCGUUGAGGUAUGCGGGGAAUGUUGACGGACUGGAUAAUAUAACCAUUGGCUUGCACAGGAUUGCCGACGGUGAAGAGCUUGACGGUGACGAAGAAACAGCCGCAGAUGAUGAGGAAGAAUUAUCGACUCUACGACGUCCCUCAUGGUUUGACUCCGUCCUCCUGGCGCGCCGACUCCUAGCAAAAUCCUCCAUCGGAAUCGCAUCCACCGUCUAUCAACACACAGACUCAUCCUCGUCAGCACACCUAACAGGCCUAGAAGGCGUACCCAUCAGUCUACCGGAAUACAUAGCAGACUGCUCCGAAAUCAUUGACAGCAAUAAUAACAACGGCAACCCAAUCCUACUCGGAUUAUACGUGUCAACAACAUUCCGCAACAUCGCCAAGGGAUCAAAUAUCAGUCUCUCGAUUGACUGGUGGAAUCAUUUAAACGAUACAAAACCAGUUUAUCCUGGAUUUCCGCUAAGCGAAGCUGGAUUACCGCGUAUCUCGUUGAUUGGGUAUGUCGAACGACUUGACCUGUCGUCAACAGAGAAAAUAAAGGAUGGUCUGGAGGAAUGCUUCUUCGCGAUUCAUCCGGAUGCCAAAGUGUGGGCUCCCGGAAAUCCGGAUAGUCCUCAUUCGGGGUUUUGGGCUCGCAUGGUUGUGACAAGGGUUUAUUGGAUAGGUGGAUUUGGAGAUUUGCAGCAGAUUGGUUGGAUUAAUAUGACUGAUUGGCGCGGGGUUGGUCGGUAUGAGAGCGCUUCGAGUAUUGGGGAUGGGAGUGGUAGGGGUUGGGAGGAUAUUAGAUUACCUGGAGAAUAG